This is a messenger RNA of Geodia barretti, 525 nucleotides long. NCBI's taxonomy places the organism in Eukaryota, Metazoa, Porifera, Demospongiae, Tetractinellida, Geodiidae. The record is from the annotation of a GenBank genome assembly.
AUGCCGAGGGCAUCAUUGGACUUGCAGAAUUCGGACGAUUUGAAUGCAGUAUCGGGGGAAUGGCGGUUCGCGGUGGGACUGGUGCCGGGUGAGCCUAACGAAGGACUUGUCGCGCUGAGCGAGGGCAGCCCUGCGCGCCUGCCAGACUACGAUGAUUCCGGAUGGGAAGUAUGCGGGGACCUCGCGCAGUGGCACUCGCACGGGUUGUCAUUCAUCUGGUAUCGCAUCGAGAUUACGAUACCAGAAACAAUCGGCGGGCGAGAUGUACGAGGAACCAAUUGCCUGUUCGAGACCUGCAUCGACGACUACGGAGAGGUGUGGGUUAAUGGCGAGCUGGACAUGGCAAAGGGGACGGUGCAGGGGUUCAAUAUACCGCAGCGCGUGGUGGUGACCGCGGACCCGCAGCCCGGCGACAAGCAUACCCUUGCGUUGCUCGCAAUCAACGGGCCGAUCGCGAGGCCAGGUGGCGCGGUCUUUGUGCGGUAUGCAACUCUGGCAUUCGAGUGGCGGGAUCCAAGUUACUAG